AGGAGAAAGUGCAUUGCCUAAGCCCAUUACAUUGAAGAAAUGGUUUUGCUGGUGGCAAUAGCAGAGGUGCUGUUGGUUCUGGGACUGGCCGUGGACUCAGAUUCUCUCUGCUCACCCACUACCUUCUAUAAGAACUGCUGGAUCCGACGCUUCCCAGGUCUUCUGCUUGACCUGCAGGAAUCGCAGAAGAGGGGAGCCCAGGUGCUAAAGAUUUAUGCAGAAGUCUCACCCCAACAGUGCAGCAGAACCUGCUGCCUUCUGAGGAAUGUUUCCUGCAAUGUAGCAGUGUUCUACCAUGGACCUAUUCAUGAGAAUAUGAACUGCCUGCACAUGUCCUGUCCCACACUGGAAAGCUGCAUACUAAAGGCUAGAAUCAAUGUAAUUUUGUACAACAUCACAACAGGGAUUGAUCCAGAUCUUCUGCUUUUUGAAAAGCUGAAAUCCAAAGAGCCAAGUACUCAGUCCUCACCAAGCAAAUAUGAAAGGCAAAACAGCAUGACCACAGAGUGGGAAAGAUGCCAACAUCAUAAUGUCACAUCAAGUUCCCUUCUGCUCCAAGCUCCAGCUUCUACCACGAGCUAUGGCUUAGCAGCAAACACUUACACCUCCAGUACAAGCCUGAUGGUCAAAAACCCUGCAGUUACCACUUAUUCCAGGGGAGAAACUUUUCCAUCAGAUGAUGAUUUUGCUAAGAGGACAAGCACAUCUUCAGUAAGCACCAGGUCAGUCACCAGCUCCCACAAGAAGACUGGACACUCAACUCUGCUAUCCAAGUCUGCCCAGGUAUUAUCCCACAUGCCCACUCCUCCCCGUCUCAACAGCAGUAAGCAACACCUCAACGAAACCAAAGGCUACAGUGGCAGGAAUUACACUUCAGACAAUGAGGCACCUGGCUGGGAAGCUGCAGCUCUGGGGGUCUGGCUGAUUCCUGUUGUUCUUUGCUCUUCUCUCAUCUUCCUUUGCUGUUGUACUGUUGCUUUCACAGCAGGGCAUUGCAGCAGUAGGAGAGGUCACUAUAAGCCCGUAAGGAGAAGAACAACAAAGCUGAGACAAUUCAUAAAAUAUUCUAGUGUCAAAGGUAAUUUGUAA
Molecule: messenger RNA, 1089 nt
Organism: Merops nubicus (carmine bee-eater)
Lineage: Eukaryota; Metazoa; Chordata; Aves; Coraciiformes; Meropidae
Gene: MANSC4
Product: MANSC domain containing 4
Exons: 3
Coding region: 40-1089 (349 amino acids)
Source: RefSeq, a predicted model, not a curated record